Molecule: messenger RNA, 4721 nt
Organism: Ochotona curzoniae (black-lipped pika)
Lineage: Eukaryota; Metazoa; Chordata; Mammalia; Lagomorpha; Ochotonidae
Gene: EDC4
Product: enhancer of mRNA decapping 4
Exons: 29
Coding region: 157-4371 (1404 amino acids)
Biological process (GO): deadenylation-independent decapping of nuclear-transcribed mRNA
Cellular component (GO): P-body
Molecular function (GO): protein binding
Source: RefSeq, a predicted model, not a curated record
UCCGGACGCAGCGCGGGCGGCGGUUUGCUAGCUGCGGGUGGACGGAGAAGUGACCUGUGUUCGGGUGUCUCGCCCGUUCGCGGCGGGGCGAGGCCGGGCAGUGCGCGGCGGUAGUAGAACGAACGUCGUGCGGGCGGGGCGCCCGCGGCUGGGCCCAUGGCCUCCUGCGCGAGCAUCGACAUCGAGGACGCCACGCAGCACCUGAGGGACAUCCUCAAGCUGGACCGGCCCGCUGCGGGCCCCAGUCCAGAGAACCAGCGACCAUCCAGCACCUACAAUGGGGAUCUCAAUGGGCUUCUGGUCCCAGAUCCUCUCUGCUCAGGUGAUGGUACUGCAGCAAGCAAGUCUGGUCUCCGGACCUUGCCGCCCAUUAACCUGCAGGAGAAACAGGUCAUCUGCCUGUCAGGGGAUGACAGCUCUACCUGCAUUGGGAUUUUGGCCAAAGAGGUGGAGAUUGUGGCCAGCAGCGACUCAAGCAUUUCGAGCAAGGCACGGGGAAGCAACAAGGUGAAAAUACAGCCUGUCGCCAAAUAUGACUGGGAGCAGAAGUACUACUACGGCAACCUGAUCGCUGUAUCGAACUCCUUUUUGGCCUAUGCCAUUCGGGCUGCCAACAAUGGUUCAGCGAUGGUGAGAGUGAUCAGCGUCAGCACUUCAGAGCGAACUCUGCUGAAAGGCUUCACAGGCAGCGUGGCUGACCUGGCCUUCGCACACCUCAACUCUCCACAGCUGGCAUGCCUAGAUGAGGCAGGCAACCUGUUUGUUUGGCGUUUAGCUUUGGUCAAUGGCAAGAUCCAAGAAGAGAUCUUGAUCCAUAUCCGGCAGCCAGAGGGCACGCCACUGAACCAUUUCCGCAGGAUCAUCUGGUGCCCCUUCAUCCCUGAGGAGAGUGAGGACUGCUGCGAGGAGAGCAGCCCAACCGUGGCCCUGCUGCAUGAAGACCGGGCUGAGGUGUGGGACCUGGACAUGCUCCGCUCCAGCUACAGCACCUGGCCUGUGGAUGUUGGCCACAUCAAGCAGGGCUACAUUGUGGUGAAAGGCCACAGCACGUGCCUCAGCGAAGGUGCCCUCUCCCCUGAUGGGACUGUCCUGGCUACUGCGAGCCAUGAUGGCUAUGUCAAGUUCUGGCAGAUCUACAUUGAAGGGCAGGAUGAGCCAAGGUGUCUGCAUGAGUGGAAGCCACAUGAUGGGCGGCCUCUCUCCUGCCUGCUGUUCUGUGACAACCAUAAGAAGCAGGAUCCUGAGGUCCCUUUUUGGAGGUUCCUCAUUACUGGAGCUGACCAGAAUCGGGAACUGAAGAUGUGGUGCACAGUGUCCUGGACCUGCCUGCAGACUAUCCGCUUCUCCCCAGAUAUCUUCAGCUCAGUGAGUGUUCCCCCAAGCCUCAAGGUUUGUUUGGACCUUUCAGCAGAAUACCUGAUUCUCAGCGAUGUGCAACGGAAGGUCCUCUACGUGAUGGAGCUGCUACAGAACCAGGAGGAGGGCCGCGCCUGCUUCAGCUCCAUCUCCGAGUUCCUCCUCACCCAUCCCGUGCUGAGCUUUGGGAUCCAGGUUGUGAGCCGCUGCCGGUUGCGACACACUGAGGUGCUGCCUGCCGAGGAGGAGAAUGACAGUCUGGGGGCUGAUGGUGCCCACGGAGCUGGUGCCAUGGAGUCUGCAGCCGGUGUACUCAUCAAGCUCUUCUGUGUGCAUACUAAGGCUCUACAAGAUGUGCAGAUCCGCUUCCAGCCACAGCUGAACCCUGAUGUGAUAGCCCCGCUCCCCACACACACUCCCCAUGAGGAGUUUGCAUUUGGAGAAUCUAGAUCUGAAUUAGGCUCUGAGGGCCUGGGGUCAGCCUCUCAUGGCUCCCAGCCUGACCUCCGACGCAUUGUGGAGCUGCCUGCACCUGCUGACUUCCUCAGUCUGAGCAGUGAGACCAAGCCCAAGCUGAUGACACCUGACGCCUUCAUGACACCCACUGCCUCCCUGCAGCAGAUUGCUGCAUCCCCUGGCAGUAGCAAUAGCAGCAGCAGCAGCAGCACUAGCAGCAGUAGCAGCAGCAGCAGCUCUCUCACAGCCGUGUCUGCCAUGAGUGGCACCUCAGCUAUGGACCCCUCCUUGGCCAGGCCACCUGAGGAGCUGACCUUGAGCCCCAAGCUGCAGCUGGAUGGCAGCCUGACAGUGAGUGGCAGCAACAGUCUGCAGGCAAGCCCACGCAGCCUCCUGCCUGGCCUUCUCCAAGGCCCAGCUGACAAACUGACUCCCAAAGGACCUGGGCAGGUACCUACUGCUGCCUCUGCACUGUCCCUGGAGCUGCAGGAAGUAGAACCUCUGGGACUUCCCCAGGCUUCUCCCAGCCGCACCCGCUCCCCUGAUGUUAUCUCCUCGGCUUCCACUGCCUUGUCCCAGGACAUUCCUGAGAUUGCGUCCGAGGCCCUGUCCCGUGGCUUUGGCUCCUCUGCCCCUGAAGCCCUUGAGCCAGACAGUAUGGCCUCAGCUGCCUCAGCACUACACCUGCUCUCUCCACGGCCCCGUCCAGGGCCCGAGCUUGGCCCCCAGCUUGGCCUCGAUGGAGGCCCAGGGGAUGGGGAUCGGCACAGUACUCCUUCCCUGCUGGAGGCAGCCUUGAGCCAGGAAGUUGUGACUGCUGACAGUCAGGUUUGGCCUACAGCACCUGAUAUUACUCGUGAGACCUGUAGCACCCUGGCAGAGAGCCCCAGGAAUGGCCUCCAGGAAAAGCACAAGAGCCUGGCCUUCCACCGACCACCUUACCACCUGCUACAGCAACAUGAUAGCCAGGACACCAGUGCUGAGCAAAGUGAUCACGAUGAUGAGGUGGCCAGCCUGGCUUCUGCCUCAGGAGGCUUUGGGACCAAAGUUCCCCCUCCACGGCUCCCCGUCAAGGACUGGAAAACCAAGGGGUCCCCUCGGACCUCACCUAAGCUCAAGCGGAAAAACAAGAAGGAUGAUGGGAAUUUAGCUGUGGGGCCGCGGCUUACGGAACACCAGGUGGUAGAGCCCCCUGAGGACUGGCCAGCACUGAUUUGGCAACAGCAGAGAGAGCUGGCAGAGCUGCGGCACAGCCAGGAAGAGCUGCUGCAGCGCCUGUGUGCCCAGCUCGAAGGCCUACAGAACACGGUCACGGGUCUUGUGGAACGAGCUCUGGAGACUCGACAUGAGCAAGAACAGCGGUGGCUAGAGCGGGCCCUGGCAGAGGGGCAACAGCGUGGUGGGCAGCUGCAGGAGCAGCUGACCCAGCAGCUGUCCCAGGCACUGUCUACAGCUAUUGCUGGGCGGUUGGAGCGUGGCCUUCGGGAUGAAAUCAAGAAGACGGUUCCUCCAUGUGUCUCCAGGACUCUGGAGCCUGUGGCAGGCCAACUGAACAAUUCAGUGGCUACCAAACUCACAGCUGUAGAGGGCAGCAUGAAAGAGAAUGUCUCUAAGCUGUUCAAGUCCAAGAACUUGACAGAUGCCAUUGCCCGAGCAGCUGCAGACACAUUACAGGGCCCAAUGCAAGCUGCUUACCGUGAAGCCUUCCAGAGUGUGGUGCUGCCCGCCUUUGAGAAGAGCUGCCAGGCCAUGUUCCAGCAGAUCAAUGAUAGCUUCCGGCUGGGCACACAGGAAUACUUGCAGCAGCUGGAAAACCAUAUGAAGAGCCGGAAAGCGCGGGAACAGGAGGCUAGGGAGCCAGUGCUGGCCCAGCUGCGGGGCCUGGUGGGCACACUGCAAAGCACCACUGAGCAGAUGGCAGGCACCGUAUCUACCACUGUUCGGGCUGACCUGCAGCAUGAACUGCAUGUGGCUGUGGGCAGCCUGCAAGAGUCAAUUUUACCACAAUUACAGCGCAUCGUCAAGGGUGAGGUGAGCGUAGCGCUCAAGGAGCAGCAGGCCGCUGUCACCUCCAGCAUCAUGCAGGCCAUGCGCUCAGCUGCUGGUACACCUGUCCCCUCUGCGCACCUCGACUGCCAGGCCCAGCAAGCCCAUAUCCUGCAGCUGCUGCAGCAGGGCCACCUCAAUCAGGCCUUCCAGCAGGCGCUGACAGCUGCUGACCUGAACCUGGUGCUGUAUGUGUGUGAAACUGUGGACCCAGCCCAGGUUUUUGGGCAGCCGCCUUGCCCACUCUCCCAGCCUGUACUCCUUUCACUCAUUCAGCAGCUGGCAUCAGACCUUGGCACUCGAACUGACCUUAAGCUCAGCUACCUGGAAGAAGCUGUAAUGCACCUGGACCACAGUGACCCCAUCACUCGAGACCACAUGGGCUCCGUUAUGACCCAGGUGCGCCAGAAGCUAUUCCAGUUCCUGCAGGCUGAGCCACACAAUUCACUUGGCAAAGUGGCUCGGCGUCUCAGCCUCAUGUUGCAUGGACUGGUGACCCCCAGUCUUCCUUAGCAGCAAAGCCUGCCUUGUCCAGGAGCGGUUGGCACUGAAGACUGAUGCACAGGGCUCUGCCAGGACAGGUCAUGGCUGCCCUUUACCUGUUCAGGCCCCUAACUCUGCAGUGUUCAAGAGCAGAGGGGCCAGGGAUGACUGGCCAUGGACUACGGAUUGUGGUAGCCAGCAGGUUUAGGCUGGGCCCAGGGCAGGUAUUGUGCCUUCUUGGGUUCUGCCAUGCCUGGAGCAUGACGCUGAGAUUGUGACACCAUUUGAGUUGAAUUUUCCAUGUUCUUUUUACCUCUGAUUUGGAUCUUUUUGUUUUUGAAAAACAUUGAGAAAUUCAAUUAAAUGCUUUUGGAAUAAAA